Mytilus trossulus (common blue mussel) is the source of this 935-nucleotide messenger RNA. Its product is annotated as transcription intermediary factor 1-alpha-like. Bases 42 to 935 code for a protein of 297 amino acids. NCBI's taxonomy places the organism in Eukaryota, Metazoa, Mollusca, Bivalvia, Mytilida, Mytilidae. The record is from RefSeq and is a predicted model, not a curated record. The transcript is spliced from 5 exons. Gene Ontology annotation, molecular function: zinc ion binding.
UAUUUAUUAGAGAUCACCUGUGUCAAGAUAACAAAACAAAAAUGGCACAAUCCGCAUCGAAGUCCUGUGACAUAUGUAUGAGUGGACCAGGACAUAACUAUUGUGAACAAUGCGAGCAAUGGAUGUGUGAAAAUUGUAAAACUUUACAUUUACGGUCAAAAAUAAGUAGAAAUCAUACAUUUCUUAAUGGGUCACAUAUCAACCCGGAAGAAAACCCGUUUUGCAAAGAACACGACGAAAACUUUAUAUUUUACUGCGUUGAUUGUGACAUGCCAAUAUGCAAAAUUUGCAGCGUCAAAAAACACAAAAAGCAUGAUAUGUCUGAAAUCAACGAAUCGACACAGGCAUUACAGACUGAAGUCAAAAAGGUCAUUGAGACGAAGAUAAGAUCCUUUAAAACAAAUCUAGAAAAGAUUGAACAAGGCACAGGAAAGUUCCAGAGUGACAUGAAAGAAGUCAUUCGUGUGAUUACAGAAGAUGGGAAACAGAUGAAGCAGUGGAUUGACCAGAAAGUACAAGCCCUCAUUACAUCUUUGGAGGAAAAAGAGACAGCAAACCUAAAGGUCCUUCAAACAAUAAAAACUGAAUUUCAAAAUGAUUUAGGAAAGUUCGAAAAAUGUCAGACUGCUUUUAACGAGUGCCAGAAAGUUGCAAAUGCUAGUAAACUUCUAACACAAUUGAAAAAUAUUAAAUCCGAGUUGGAUGUAAAAAGUGAAAAACAGCUACCCGUCAUGCCGACUAUGAAAUAUAACAAAAAGAAUGUAUCAGAACGAGAAAUGUUCAAUCUAUUCGGAGACAUAUUCUUCAAAGAUAUGGUAAACAGUGUAAAUCAGACGCCUAAUAAAGACACCAGAGAAAAGCCUAAAAAGACACUGUGCGGAUACUAUUGUAUAGAUUGCAGUGAAGCACAACAGUCUAGCCAAAAACCAAUGUAG